Molecule: messenger RNA, 3363 nt
Organism: Octodon degus (degu)
Lineage: Eukaryota; Metazoa; Chordata; Mammalia; Rodentia; Octodontidae
Gene: Hacd2
Product: 3-hydroxyacyl-CoA dehydratase 2
Exons: 7
Coding region: 59-823 (254 amino acids)
Biological process (GO): fatty acid elongation; very long-chain fatty acid biosynthetic process; sphingolipid biosynthetic process
Cellular component (GO): endoplasmic reticulum membrane
Molecular function (GO): 3-hydroxyacyl-CoA dehydratase activity
Source: RefSeq, a predicted model, not a curated record
UCGGGCCAAGUCCGGCGGGUCGUGCUCGCGGAGGGAGAGCGGGUUGCGGGCACUCGACAUGGCGGCAGCGGCGGCCGCUGCAGCGACUAAAGGAAAUGGGGGUGGCGGGGGCCGGGCUGGGCCCAGCGAAGGCAGUGGCACGCGGAAGAAGAAGGGCCCGGGGCCUCUGGCCACGGCGUACCUGGUCAUCUACAAUGUGGUGAUGACAGCGGGGUGGCUGGUGAUAGCAGUUGGUCUGGUCAGAGCAUAUCUGGCUAAAGGGAGCUACCAUAGCCUUUAUUAUUCAAUAGAAAAGCCUUUGAAGUUCUUCCAAACUGGAGCCUUACUGGAGGUUUUACAUUGUGCUAUUGGAAUUGUUCCAUCUUCUGUUGUCCUGACUUCUUUCCAGGUGAUGUCAAGAGUUUUUCUAAUAUGGGCAGUAACACACAGUGUCAAAGAGGUACAAACUGAAGACAGUGUCCUCCUGUUCGUUACUGCCUGGACAGUCACAGAAAUUAUCCGUUACUCCUUUUAUACAUUCAGUCUAUUAAACCAUCUGCCUUACCUCAUCAAAUGGGCCAGGUAUACACUUUUCAUCGUGCUAUAUCCAAUGGGCGUGUCGGGAGAGUUGCUCACAAUCUAUGCAGCUCUGCCCUUUGUCAGGCAGGCUGGCCUAUAUUCCAUCAGUUUACCUAACAAAUACAAUUUCUCCUUUGACUACUAUGCAUUCCUAAUUCUGAUAAUGAUCUCCUACAUUCCACUUUUCCCCCAGUUAUACUUCCACAUGAUACACCAGAGAAGAAAGGUUCUUUCUCGUUCUGAAGAACACAAGAAAUUUGAGUAGUUCCUGCUUCUUGCACCAUCCCCCCAAACCAAACUUCAAUGAUCAAAAAAUGCUGCAGACUUUUUGAGUUCCCAAUACGUUUCAUAGAAAAUAAUUAAGAACUAUUUUUAAAAUAUUAAAAACAGAAAAAAACCAAAAUCCAGUGUCACAUGGGCUGGGAUUUUAUAAAAAAAAAAAAAAUUUUUUUUUUUUUUUUUUUUUUUUUUUAAAGCUGUUAACAUACAGUGUCCUGGCCAGUCCAUUUUAGCAUGCUCUUUCAACCAGAAGUCCUCAAUAUUUACAAUGGCGCUAGAAAGGGAUUUGGCAUCUAUCUCCUUUUGUGUCCUUCACAUAUCCCACAGAGAGAGACCUAUCCCAUGACCAAGUUAGUCUGAGUAAGGAGCUUGUCCCAGCAUACGCCCAGCUCACAGCAGAGUUCAGCUUGGUCUGCAGUGUGUCUGGCAUUCCCUUCUCACAGUGCUUGACUGCAUGCUGGAAUCUCUUUGUAUUUCUGAAGCGGCAAACUUUGUUCUCUGGAAUGCUCUGAAGUUAUGGCUGGGAUCUAGCCCCUCAUAUCUAGUGAAUGAAUUAUAAAAUGUAUAUGCCUGUGAAACUUUGGAGGUAGUGCCCGUAAGCAGAAAAAACAAAAAACUAGAACUUUUUGUUUCUUUCCAAUUGAGUCUUUUUUGCCUGCCACUGAGGAACAUGCUUGAAUUUAAUCAGUAUGUGCAUAGUAUAAAGAACCUACCUUAACCUAGAGUUUGGCUUUGGCUGUGUUUUGACAGUUCUCUGAGUAGUAAAGCUCAAUAGCUGGUAAGUGACAAGUACCUUUCACAGGACUGGUCUCUGAGCACCUCUGAGUAAUGUAUUUGCCAGUAGUGGUUCUCAUUUAUGGACUCCAAACCCAUGUUGUCACAUAGGAGCAGGGAAUCUGUUCUUUCAAGUACAAGGAAGCUGUCACUUUUAAAAUAUCUAGAAAAACAUUAAGGAAUGGCUUUAUACAUUUAUUUUUUCAAGUUUAUUCACUCUUCUGUUUAUUUCCCCUGAUGAUGGCUGUGUGUUCAUUCCCACCAAGUGUUAGGAGGCAGUGUGCAUUCUGGACGGACAGUCCAGUUAAGGCAGCAUCAUUGCAGUGUGUUGGAGCAGCCGUGAAAUCACCUGGUCCGUGGAACAUUGCCUGGCUAACAUCGUCUCUUCAUGACGCUCAACUGCUCAUCUCAGCUGUGCGUGAAAAGCCCCGCAGGAAAGGAUCGGAUGAAAAUGGGGAGCCCAAGUUUAGAUGCGUGCUCAGUUGCACAGAUGUGCACAGUAUCUUCUUUGUGGAACCUUUUUUCCCUGACCUUUAAGACUUUAAAAGUCAGGCUUAAUGAGUAAUUUAAAAUACAAUUGUCAAUAGCAGAAGAAUGUCAUAAUGAAAAACUAAACUUUUAAAAUGCAUAUUUUCACAGGAACUUGAAAAUCUAAUCCAAGCAGCUGCAUAAUUUAUUUUUUUUUUAACUUAACAUUAAAAUUCUGCUUUUUCAAAUCAGCACUACUGGGUGCAUUGAGAUUAGAGUCUUAUAUUUGAUAGACUGGGAGAGACGAGUUUCCAUCUUAUCCUUUUUAUUCUUCCAGAAUAUCUUUCUAUAUGAAACAGAAUCUUUAGUUAUAAUAGGCUUACUACUUUAUUUGGUUAAGUGUUUUUUAGUUGUUUUUUGGAAUUGGAGGUGGGAUGAAAAAUGUAGGUUUUCCAGGACGAAGGGGCUGCAAGUUUUAUUCAUGCUUCGUUAUUAUAAUUGGUCACCACUUCUGAAAAAACAUCCUGUUGCUAAACAACGUAUUGCAUCAAGUUGAACUUUGGCAGUGAAAAGGCAGCAAAAAGUGAAAAACUCCCUUUUGAAAAAGUCUCAACCCGAGUAUGCUUUUUUACAUCAGCAUUUAAAAUACAGCAGAUAAGGGAAGCAUGUCACUGUGCCCUUCAGGAACCUUCUCAGUAACUGUUUUUUUUUUUUUUUUUUUUUUUUCCUUCAAGCCCUAACAUGAAUUAAUUUCUCCUUUAAAGCAGUGGUGUUCUGUAAACUGGGAACAUCCAACCCCACCGAAAGUUACAUCUGAUUAGAAAGCAUGGGUGUUGAAGGUGACAUGCAGUGGAGUUUUGUCAGACGCAGUGGUUCCCCACCACCCACUCAGUGGCGUGUUUCAGGUUCCCCAAGAGCUGCCCGCAGAUGGGGCCUUCUCUGAGGUGCUAAUCUGCGUCUUGCUGUGCCGCUUGCUGAGGCUGGGACUGCUCAUCUCUUCAUGUCCCCUCCCUGAGCAAAGGCCCCCUGGAGAUGUAAUUGAGAAAUAAAGCGCUGACCUCCUAGAUAAGAGCCUUCCUCAGACCUCAGCAAGGAAGAUACAGAGCUAGAAAGGCAGAGGAAGAGAUUAUACCUGCAUUUUUCACAUCUUUAUUGGUUAUUCAUGUCUAAUAAAAGGCUGGCAUUGAUGUCCAACCUACAAAUUAUUUUCAAUCCUGAGUUUGUGAUAAACCAUUAAAAAACAUUAAAUUCAUUACACACACUGCUCCUUUGAAAUUUGGGUAA